Molecule: messenger RNA, 801 nt
Organism: Marasmius oreades (fairy-ring Marasmius)
Lineage: Eukaryota; Fungi; Basidiomycota; Agaricomycetes; Agaricales; Marasmiaceae
Exons: 2
Coding region: 1-801 (266 amino acids)
Source: RefSeq, a predicted model, not a curated record
AUGCGACUGACUGCUGCUCUCAGCAUUCUUCCCGAGCUUUAUUGUGCUAUCCAAGUCGCCCUUUUCCCAACCUUCCGAGAUGUUUGGCUGAAUCCGAUCCUCAUAUUCGACGUAUUUCGCGUGUUCAUGACCCACGUUUGGGUCAAGUUUGCCGACCCUACCAAUGAAGGAGGACGCGUGGUUAAGGAAGGUCUGAUCACUCCACAUGCCACAGGUAUAGUCCUGGACUUGGGCGCAGGACAUGGCCAUACCGUAGACUUUUUGGAUCGCCAACAAGUCACAACUUACAUCGCACUGGAGCCAAACGGGGACAUGCACACUUUACUUCGCCAGAGAGCUGCGGCUGCAGGCUACUUGGAAUCAGAUGGAUCCCUCAUUGUUCUUUCUUGCUCGGCAGAAAAUAUCCAGAUGAUUCUCGAACGUAUAGGUCGGGGUACACACCCUGUCGAUACCAUCGUCUCAGUGCUUACCAUGUGUACCAUACCCUCACCUCAGCGUACAAUGAGACGACUCGUCCGGGACGUCUUGAAGUCUGGAGGCGAGUUCCUCUAUUAUGAGCAUGUUCUGAGUCCGAGAAGCGACGUUGCAUGGUGGCAAAAGUUUUGGGCGCCUUUAUGGUCUCUGUUCUUCGACGGAUGCCGGAUGGAUCGCCCGUCUCAUUUAUUGGUGGAAGAAAUGAGGGAUAUUGAUAUCGACGGGAAGGAAACGUCAAUGUGGAGAGAAGGACGAUCGUGGGGUAAACUAGGGGAAUCAGAAGAGAAUCUGUGGUGGCAUCAGGCAGGAAGAUUUGUCAAACGGUAA